Molecule: messenger RNA, 6254 nt
Organism: Colletes gigas
Lineage: Eukaryota; Metazoa; Arthropoda; Insecta; Hymenoptera; Colletidae
Gene: LanB2
Product: laminin subunit gamma-1
Exons: 26
Coding region: 546-5408 (1620 amino acids)
Source: RefSeq, a predicted model, not a curated record
UACUUCGAGCAGCUUCGGAGAAUUGAGAAAGAGGGCAUGCGUCAGUUUGCCUUUGUCGACUUUCCGAAACUCCACGAGCUCACGUACGCGUGAUCUGGCAUAGUGUGAGAGAGUGCCUUCGGUGCACUUCUGGCAUCUCUGUUUCUACCACGAGUGGCGGCGUGUUACCACCACAAACGCCAGCCCAUCGGCGCACUCGACUUUCCCCAAAGCCUCACUCACGGCCCACGACUCACGCGACUCCUCUCGUUCGUUCAGUUUCUCAGUGUACCGUCGCGCGGAGAGAGCAUUUCUUCACGAUUCCCCCAGUCUUCUGUCGGUCGAAGAGAUAGAUAAGAAGGCAAGGACCGUUCGCGGAAUGCAGCCUCGGCGAUAAAAGUAAAAAUUAUUGUUGCGGAUUUUCUUCUCACUGGACCGAAUCGUGAAACAGGAUUUACCCUAACCUUCAAAGAAAUCCGAAAAGGAGGAAGUUUUCGAUUACCGGUCUCCGUCGAAGAAAGUGAAUCGACAUUAAAACAAAGAGAAGCUAUCACCGAAAUUCAAAUAUGACGCGAGGAAGACACAAGAGGAUGUUGAUACUAGUUGCUAUCUCGUUAGUGGUGGUACUUGCAGAUCCCGAACCUUCGGAUGAACUUUAUAGUCGGUUUCAAAAAUAUCGCGACGAAGACAAGUGUUACGAUGACACCGGAAAGCCGCAGAGGUGCAUACCACCUUUCGAGAACGCAGCUUUCAAUGUGCUCAUGGAAGCGACGAACACGUGUGGGCAGGAUCGGCCUACAGAAUUUUGUAAACAGACCGACGUUCAAACGAAGUCCUGCGAGAUUUGUCGUUAUGGCGACCAUCCGGCCAAGUAUCUUACCGAUCACGAUAACAACGACGACGCGACCUGGUGGCAGUCGGAAACGAUGUUCGAGGGCAUUGAAUAUCCAAAUCAAGUUAAUCUUACGCUUCCUUUAGACAAGACAUUCGAUAUAACGUACGUUCGAGUGCUUUUCGAGUCGCCACGUCCAGAAAGCUGGGGCAUCUACAAGAGGAGAAACGAGGAGUCACCAUGGGAGCCUUAUCAAUUUUAUUCCGCGACUUGCAGAGAUAAUUAUGGCUUACCGGAUUCGAAGGAGACUGUGGAAGGGGACGACACGAGGGUGCUGUGUACCUCGGAAUAUUCCGAUAUAUCACCCUUGACAAAGGGCACCGUCGCAUAUUCCACUCUGGAAGGUCGACCUUCGGCUUACUACUUCGAAACUAAUACGGCGUUGCAGGAAUGGGUACAAGCAACCGAUUUAAGAAUUACUCUGGACAGACAAAACACGUUUGGAGACGAAGUGUUUGGUGAUGAUCACGUAUUGAAAUCUUAUUACUAUGCGAUCGCUGACGUCGCCGUUGGAGCACGUUGUGCCUGCAACGGCCAUGCUGGGGAAUGUGUAAACAGUACCAGUGUAGAUGGAAGAAUUCGCAGAGUAUGUAGGUGCGAACAUAAUACCGCGGGUCCAGAUUGCAACGAGUGUUUACCAUUUUACAACGAUGCUCCAUGGGGGCGUGCUACAACUACAAACGCGCACGAAUGCAAACCCUGCAAUUGCAAUGGGUAUUCGGAGAGAUGCUACUUCGAUAAGGAGCUGUAUAAGGCCACUGGCCACGGUGGUCAUUGCCUGGAUUGCCGUGCUAAUCGUGACGGCGCGAAUUGCGAACGUUGCCGGGAGAACUUUUACCAGCGGCCAGAAGACAACUACUGCGUCACCUGCAACUGCAACGAAAUCGGUUCUAGAAGCUUACAAUGUAACAGCGAAGGAAAAUGCCAAUGUAAACCUGGUAUUACGGGUGACAAAUGUGACCAUUGCGCAACAAAUUAUUAUAACUUUGGCUCAUACGGUUGUACUUCCUGUGAAUGUGACGUAGCUGGCUCCCUGUCAAAUACACAGAACUGUAAUCCUGCCAGUGGCACUUGCAUCUGUAAAGAGAACGUUGAAGGAAAGCGUUGUCGAGUAUGUCGACCAGGAUACUUCAAUCUUGCGCUGGACAAUGAGUUCGGUUGUACGCCAUGCUUCUGCUACGGCCACUCUUCAGUGUGCAGACCAGCAACCGGAUAUUCGAAACUUGUAAUCGAAAGUAUGUUCGUGAGAGCAGCUGAACGAUGGACAGCUACUGUGGCUGGCAACUCAAUACCGCUUCAUUAUGAUCCUCUUACUCAAACAGUAUCAGCCACGGCACUGGACCGAGACAACGUCUAUUUCGUUGCACCUGAUAGAUUCCUUGGCGAUCAACGAGCCUCGUAUAAUCAAGAUUUGUCAUUCACGUUAAGAAUCGGAGAGGUUGGGCCAGCGCCCACUGCCCGUGAUCUAAUACUCGAAGGAGGAAACGGUGAACAAAUCACGCAACCGAUCUUCGGACAGAAUAAUCGUUUGCCUACUGUAACACCGCAAGAAUAUCAUUUUAAACUGCACGAGCACCCUAACUAUGGAUGGGAACCACGUCUGUCCUCCCGAGCUUUCAUGUCCAUCUUAUCAAAUCUAACAGCUAUAAAAAUUCGUGGGACCUAUACGCAUCAAGGCAGGGGAUUCUUGGACGAUGUUAAGCUGGAGACUGCUCAUCGUGGAGCUGCUGGUGAAUCCGCUGAUUGGAUAGAACAUUGUCAAUGUCCCCACGGUUACGUGGGACAAUUUUGUGAAUCUUGCGCGCCCGGAUUCCACCACGACCCACCAAACGGUGGUCCUUUUGCUCUCUGUGUUCCUUGCAAUUGCAAUAACCAUGCUGAUAUUUGUGAAGCCGAAACUGGUCAAUGUAUUUGCCAACAUAAUACAGCUGGUAGCAAUUGUGAAUUGUGUAAACGUGGAUAUUAUGGUCACCCAUUGAAGGGAACACCUAACGAUUGUAACCCCUGUCCUUGUCCUGACAAUGGACCUUGCAUAUUGCUUGGCAAUAAACCAGACCCAAUUUGCUCCGAAUGCCCGUCGGGUAGAACAGGACCUAGAUGUGAAACAUGUUCCGAUGGAUAUUAUGGAAAUCCUGAGAAAGGUGUUGACUGUCGAUCUUGCGACUGUAACAAUAACAUCGACUUGAAUGCUGUUCGAAACUGCGAUCAUGAAAGCGGCGAAUGUCUAAAGUGCGUGAACAACACAGCUGGUUUUCAUUGCGAGGAAUGUCUUGCAGGGUACUAUGGAGACGCUCUGUCCGAUCGUAAAGAAGAUGGAUGCAAGUUGUGUCAAUGUUAUCCACCGGGUACCAUCGAACUUGACGAUGGCAGAGUAGCGCCUUGCGAGCAGUUGACAGGUCAUUGCAGGUGCAAGCCUCAUGUAAUCGGUCGCAAUUGCGAUAAAUGCGAAGAAGGAUAUUAUCAUAUACUGAGUGGCGAGGGAUGUGCACCUUGUAAUUGUGAUCCUGAAGGAUCUUACAAUCGUACUUGCAACCCCAUUAACGGCCAAUGCGAAUGUAGACCUGGUGUUACUGGUCAACAUUGCGAUGCAUGUCUUCCUUAUCAAUAUGGAUUCAGCAGAGAAGGUUGUAAAUCUUGCGAGUGUGACAAUAUUGGUUCUCAAGAUCUGCAGUGUGACACUAGUGGUCAGUGCCCGUGUCUCACGAACGUGGAAGGAAGACGUUGCGAUCGUUGCAAGGAAAACAAACAUAACAGGCAAAACGGAUGCGUAAAUUGUCCGGAUUGUUACAAUCUUGUUCAAGAUGCAGUCGAUAAUCAUAGAGAACGUUUAGCUGAACUGGAAAACACACUCAAGAAAAUUAACAGCAGUCCAACCGUCAUAAAAGACUCCGACUUUGAAAAGGAACUGAAAAACGUACACGACAGAGUGAAGAAUCUUUUAAAGAUUGCGAAACAAGGAUCUGGGAAUGAAAAUAAAACUUUGGUGGAACAACUCGAUGAACUACACGAUCAGUUGAAUGAAAUUGGACAGAUCUCGCAAACGGUAGAUUUAACUAUUUCUGAUGCGAACGAUACUACUGCUGAAGGUUUGACGAGUAUCGAGGAAGCAGAAAGAGUGCUCGACAAAAUACACGCUCAGUUAACUGAAGCAGAGGAUUAUUUGGCCACGGACGGGGCGUCUGCAUUAUUUGAAGCGAAAGUGCUCGCGGAACAAGUUGGCCAACAAAACAAACAGAUGACCGCGACUGCGCAAGAAGCACGUGUAUUGGCUGACUUAAACGUUAACGAAGCUAAGAAGAUUCAUGCACUGGCAGAGCAAGCUCGGAGUACAACGAUAGAAGCGUACAAUCUUGCAAAGACAGCUAUAGCGAAAAGCACCAAUCUGACCGAAGAUAUAAGAGGUUUGGAGAAUAAAUUGGAGCUAUUAGAGCGUAGUAUGAACGAAGUGCAAAAUCUUACCAGUAUAGCAGCUAAUAAAUCAUCCGCUGUUUCGCAGGAAGCAAUAGACUCAUUGAUUCUCAAUGUAGCACUUCCGCCUGUUGACAUUCAGCAAUUACAAAGUCAAGUUAAAGAGGUUAACAAUGAGGGAUUGCGGUUGAAAGAGGAGGCGCAAUUGUUAAUAGAUCGGCAUGAAAAUCUUAUAACCGAGAUGGUAGAAAAAAUAAAGAAAAGCGAAGAAUUGCUGGACGGGGCGCAGGUUCAGCAAGCAGCUACUGCCGAUCUUUUGGCAGAAUUGGACAGAGCGAAUGAAAAAGCAAACGACGCUGUGAAACGAGGUGACCAAACUUUAAAGGAAGCUCAAGAAACACUGAAAAAACUAGGCGAGUUUGAUGCUGAAGUGAAACGUGAACGCAUCAAAGCUCAAGAUGCAUUGAAAGGUAUAGACGACAUCUUGAUGAUGAUUGCGGAUGCGAGACGGCAAGCUAUGCAAGCGGAGGAAGUGCUGAUCGGGUCAGAAAAUAACGCCAAAAAUGCUCGUAAAAUAGCGCAGAAUGCUCAGACGUACGCAGAGGAAGCUAGCGCAAAAGCAAACGUUAUUAGAACCGAAGCAAAUAAGACCAAGGUAGAAGCACUUCGCGUAGGAAACGAGGCAGAAAAAUUACAUCUGAGGGUUGACACUACAGACUCUAUGAUGACAAAGUACGAAAUUCAAAUUGACCAGGAUACGAAUAUCGCAACAGAAGCAAAUCAUAAAAUUGGCCAAACGAAAAUCAACGUAACCCUGGCAACGCAACAAGUGGACAAAGCAUUAGCCGAAGUGGCCGAAAUAAUAAAAGACCUUGACAAUCUGCCGAAAAUAAAUGAGACCGACUUGAACGAUCUGGAAGAACGUCUAGUCGCGGCUGAAAAGGAGAUCGCGGUUGCAAAUCUGGAUCAAAGGAUCCGUGCAUUAACGGAUGCAAAGAAUUUGCAAACACAGUGGGUAAAGAAUUACGAGGACGAGAUUAGUAGAUUAAGAAUAGAAGUUGGGAAUAUCGGUGACAUAAGGAAAGUUUUGCCUGUCGAGUGUCACAAGCGUGUACGAUUGGAACCGUAAUUAUUAGUAUGUUGUAAACUAUACGAUACUUAAAAGUGCGAUCGUUCCAUUCUUUUUUUUUCAUAUCGCUAGAAGUGCCUUACGUGCAUAUAAAAAAAAUGUGGAUCGAGGAAGAUACUUAAUGAAUAUAUUUUGAAUCAAUGUCUUUAUAAAAACCAAUAUGGAACGCUGUACGUUACAGUUAUAUAUUCAAAAAUGGUAAAGAAUAUUUUUCAUUCGAAUAACAAAAUUAUUUCUCACUUUAGCGAAUCGUUAGGUAAACAAAGUAAUAUUCUUUUCGCAUUUAUACUUACGUUAUUUUAUUUAACGAAUCAUUUAAAACUGCUUUUACAUAUAUUUUUAACGAUUAAUUUCAUGCGUGUACACGAUACGAGUGAUUGCAAUAAUGAACACUAUACCAAAGAUUUUAUAUAAUAGAAAUAUUUUUUCCUCUGCUGUCAUUACUAGGUCAUUUGCGUUAUUAAAUUUUUCUAACAUCUUUGUAACACGAUUUCUUUAUACUUGCGUACAAAACGUGUAUAUAGUAUCUAUGUACAUUCGUUUUGUUGUAACUGCCAUGUCUUUUUAAGUCUUUGUUUUUUUUUUAAGUUCUAUGAGAGCUUCCAGAGUUCCUCCAACGAAAAGGCAAGUGUUUUAAUUUCCAAAUGUACAAAAUUGAAUGUAUUACAUUGCGUGACUUAUUUAUACGGUUGUAAGGGCAGAAUAAUGCAUUACUUUUACAUUCAAAAAAAGAAAAAAACAUUUGAGUAAUCUAAAGGAGAGCAAUAGAAGCCUAAAUAUAUUUUACAAUAUAUAUCGUCAUAAAACUCUUUUUAUGUAUAAUACUUUUAUAAAAAUAUUGUUGUC